Pimephales promelas (fathead minnow) is the source of this 996-nucleotide messenger RNA. RefSeq names its product centrin 3 (gene cetn3). Lineage: Eukaryota; Metazoa; Chordata; Actinopteri; Cypriniformes; Leuciscidae. Gene Ontology annotation, cellular component: myosin II complex. Gene Ontology annotation, molecular function: calcium ion binding. The record is from RefSeq and is a predicted model, not a curated record.
UAAAUCAACUAGCAACGCGCUGUGCUUGGCGUCUGUGUUCGGGAUUACCAGGAUCGUUGAAGCCGAACAAUAAUCUUGUUGGACGGAUUUGUGUUUCAAUAUCAGCGAAUUUAUUGCUAAACUGCAAAAAUGAGUCUGUCUCUGAGGACUGAACUAACUGCUGAUAAGAGCAAAAAGAAGAAAAGGAGAGAACUUACAGAGGAGCAGAAGGAUGAGAUCAAGGAGGCGUUCGAGCUCUUUGACACAGACAAGGAUAAAGAAAUAGAUUAUCAUGAGUUAAAGGUAGCGAUGAGAGCUCUGGGUUUUGAGGUGAAGAAAGUAGAUGUGUUAAAGAUCUUAAAAGACUAUGACAGAGAAGGAACUGGGAAAAUAACUUUCGAAGAUUUCAAAGAAGUGGUGACGGACAUGAUAUUGGAGCGAGACCCAAAAGAAGAAAUAAUGAAGGCGUUUAAACUGUUCGAUGAUGAUGAAACUGGAAAGAUAAGCCUGAGAAACCUACGGCGAGUCGCUCGUGAACUGGGCGAAGACAUGAGUGACGAAGAUCUGCGAGCCAUGAUUGAUGAAUUUGACACCGAUGGGGACGGAGAGAUUAAUCAAGAGGAGUUUAUCUCCAUCAUGACCGGAGACUCGUGAGGAGCGGGACUCAAGGAAACCGAUCGCUGAAGAUUUGCCUGCACGUGUUCUGCAAAGAUCCAAUCCAUCAGACAAACUUGAUCUUAUGAACAGUAUACCACUUUUCAAAUGUAUGGAACGGUAGGUCCGAUUGGUGCUAAAAUUUUGGACAGAAGCUUGAACUGAACUGGCCGUGAUGGACGAACAACAUUUCAGGUCUUGAAUGUGUUGGUUUGAUUUUUAUAGGGAUACUUUGAAUUUUAUCAUUGCAGAUGUGUCUUUAAUAUUAAUAGUUUGUAUUGUAGUUGUUCAUUUUGCAUUUGAUAACAUUCCAAAGUACUAUUUAUUGUAAAUACACAGUAAAAACAUUAUUUUUCGCUUGUC